CGGAAGCAUUUUUUGGAUCGCUAAGUAUAUCCGGUUUGUGGUUCGUGCUAAAAUAAGGUGAAGUCCUUCAUUUUUUUCUUCGGACAAACCGUUUUAAUGAUCUUUGAAUUAUAGCCCUGGGUCUUUGUUUCUGGACUACUUUGGACAUUCUGACGGUGGAGGUGAUCUAUUCAUCUGGACGCUGAGAAGAAAUGUCAUCAAUCUGGAGUCUGAGGCCGGCACUGGUGAAAGCAUCCCAGCUGGCCUCCGUCUGGUCCGCCCCCCUCCUUUCCAGAACAAUGGCCACCCUCAACCAGAUGCACCGGCAGGGGAAGCCUAAAAAGCCCCCUAAGACACUGGGACCCACGUUCGGCUGCCCACAGCUCAAAGCCGUUGUCUUAAAGACGAUGAUCCGAAAACCCAAGAAGCCCAACUCAGCCAACAGGAAAUGUGCUCGGGUACGGUUGUCUAACGGAAAGGAGGCAGUGGCGUUCAUCCCUGGGGAGGGACACAACCUGCAGGAACACAAUGUGGUUCUGGUUGAGGGUGGGAGGACACAAGACCUCCCUGGAGUCAAACUCAAAGUGGUCAGAGGCAAAUAUGACUGUGCUCAUGUGGUAAAGAAGAAACAGUGAUGGAGGUGGACACUUGAGGGGGUGUGUGUGGAUAUUACAGAAUAAACUAUGAUAUGACUGUG
Messenger RNA from Nothobranchius furzeri (turquoise killifish), 676 nucleotides. It is a transcript of the gene mrps12, whose product is annotated as mitochondrial ribosomal protein S12. Gene Ontology annotation, cellular component: ribosome; small ribosomal subunit. NCBI's taxonomy places the organism in Eukaryota, Metazoa, Chordata, Actinopteri, Cyprinodontiformes, Nothobranchiidae. Gene Ontology annotation, biological process: translation. Gene Ontology annotation, molecular function: structural constituent of ribosome. The record is from RefSeq and is a predicted model, not a curated record.